Trichoderma asperellum CBS 433.97 is the source of this 453-nucleotide messenger RNA. Lineage: Eukaryota; Fungi; Ascomycota; Sordariomycetes; Hypocreales; Hypocreaceae. The record is from RefSeq and is a predicted model, not a curated record.
AUGUCUACUCAGGAAGAACAGCAGAACCUUGCCGUUGUUACGGAAUACUUUGCCGAGUAUUGGGGCAAGGCUAAUGCCAAUAUUGUCGAUAAGUUAUGUGGAGACAACUUCGACGCGGCCAAGAAGAUGCUCCAAAAAUUUAAGGAGGCGUUCCCAGAUAUUUCGUUCCAUGCUUACCAACAUCCCCUUAUCGCGAGCGGUCUCUACGUUGUAGGGCGAUGGAUUGGUGGGGGCACGCAUUCGGGUGUCGCGUUCCAUGACCUGGCUGUUGGUUCCCUGGAUCAUCCAAACACAGGGAAGAAGAUGUACUUUUCUGGUAUCACUAUAUUCACUCUAAAAGACGGCAAGAUUGUUGAUGAGACGGGAGAGGAGGGCGCAUUAACUGCGCUGCAGCAGCUAGGUCUCAUCAAUCCCCCUAAUCCAGGGAAGGAGAUCAAGUAUCUGCACGAAUAA